Dibothriocephalus latus is the source of this 237-nucleotide messenger RNA. The record is from the annotation of a GenBank genome assembly. Lineage: Eukaryota; Metazoa; Platyhelminthes; Cestoda; Diphyllobothriidea; Diphyllobothriidae.
UCCGGGAUCGUUAGCACACGCAGUCAGACCAAGUCAGCCGCCGACAGCGAUUCGACUGCCGGUGUCAUCUACCUAGUGCCCACGGACUUUAUAAAUGCCUGGCGUCGUUUUAUACGCUCACCAUCACUGGCGACCCUGCCCGACGAACUACCAUCCGGGUUGGCUGCCGAUGACGCACUCUGUGAACACGACCAUGAGGACAGUGGAUGCAAGGCGACUGAGCAGAACCUUACCUGA